ACCCGGCCACCCGCUUCUCGAACGUCUAAUGGCUAUUUCUGCACUGAUAUCUUUAUCUCCAUAGGGAAGAAGAAAAAAAAAACCUCAACUCCUCUCUCCCUCUCUUAGGAUAUCUUUUAUGAACGUUCGGGUUAGGGAGAGAGGGGAUCUACGGUUUUCGAUGCAUCUAUAUUUUCUCCUCUCAUAGUAUCGAGAUUUGAGAAAAGAAGUAGUUGAUGGCAUGCCUUGAGCUGGAUUCUCCACUACUUUUUUCAAAUCCCCUAUUGUCUGAUCGUCCCUUCAACCUGCAUCUAGAGGGAAGCAUCUCAUCUGGACUUUCAGUUGGGCCGAACGUUUUCUCGUCUACUCAAUACCAUUGUAGUAUCAUUCCAAAACCACCUCCACUCCCAGGAUCAUCCUAUGAUAGAAACAGAUUCUCCAAAAAGUUAAAGGAUUACAGUUAUGUUCCUGAGGAAACAAAGCAUGCUUGGGAUAGACUUUUUUAUGAAGGAUAUGAAGCUGAUGUCCGUGUUCUUACAGAUGACGAGGGCAUAAUUUUAGCACAUUCAAGUGUUCUUGGUAUUACAUCUCCUGUGCUGAGAAACAUGUUAGAACAAGCAAGAGUUAAAGGGGGUUUUCAAUGUAUUAAAAUUCCUGGUGUGCCUUCAGAAGCUGCCCAUGCAUUUAUCCGAUUUCUUUACUCUUCAUGCUAUGAACUGGACGCAAUGAAGAAGUUCGUUCUUCACUUGCUUGUCAUGUCGCACGCAUUUUCAGUCCCUUCCCUGAAAAGGGUUUGCAUCAGAGAACUGGAAACAGCAUUGCUGACCUUCGAGAAUGUGGUUGAUGUGCUUCAGUUAGCCAGAUUGUGUGAUGCACCACGCCUUUCCCUUUUAUGCACUCGGUUGAUCAUUAAAGAGUUCAAGACCAUCUCAGUGUCGGAAGGGUGGAAAGUAAUGAAGCAAGCCAACCCCUGUCUCGAGCAGGAGCUUCUUGAGGCUCUAGUGGAGACGGAUUCUAAAAAACAGGAGAGGGCCAAAAAGAUGGAAGAAAAAAAGGUGUACAUGCAACUGUUUGAAGCAAUGGAGGCUCUUUUGCACAUAUGCAGAGAUGGGUGUCGGACCAUCGGUCCCUGCGACAAGAUGCUCAAAGACAAUCAAGCCACCUGCAACUUCUCAGCUUGCAAGGGGCUGGAGUCGCUGGUCCGCCACUUCUCAUGCUGCAAGACUCGAGUCCCAGGUGGUUGUGCACAUUGCAAGCGGAUGUGGCAGCUUCUCGAGCUCCAUUCCCGCAUGUGUUCUGAACCAGGCUCUUGCAAGGUCCCCCUAUGCAGGCGUUUCAAGGAUAAGAUGCAGCACCUAAGCAGGAAGGAAGAAAUGAAAUGGAAGCUGUUGGCGAGCAACGUGAUGGCAGCCAAAGGCACAAUCAGCUCCAUCUCUGCUCGGAGACCCUUGGUAACAUAACUCUAUUAUGAACAACAAAGGGGACGAAAAAUAUGUCCAAAAAAAUAAGUGCUAUAAGUACUGUCCCAUUGCCUGUGCUCCUAUAGAUUGCAAAGCUUGUUGCACUGCGACAGCGCCGCUGUAUGUAAUAAAUUAUAAUCACAAGUUUUGAGUAAAUCACAGCACAGCUUAUAGGUUAGCAGGCUUACAUCUUAUAUAUCCUUCCUUUGCUGUCAACUGCAUAGCCUCACAACAAAAAAUUAGAAGAAAGAAAUAAAAGUCCAACCGCAUUACUAGAUAAGGACAUCUCAUGGAUUCAUCCUUCCCUCGGGGCAGUCCUGAUUUUGCAGUCUGGUUCACUGUAAAAAUAACUCAGAGGUGGAAUUGAACAAAAUUUUGUAUCACUGCCUUUUCCUAUGGUUAAUAUAAACUCAUGUUCUU
Phoenix dactylifera (date palm) is the source of this 1859-nucleotide messenger RNA. Its product is annotated as BTB/POZ and TAZ domain-containing protein 3-like. Gene Ontology annotation, molecular function: protein binding. Lineage: Eukaryota; Viridiplantae; Streptophyta; Magnoliopsida; Arecales; Arecaceae. The record is from RefSeq and is a predicted model, not a curated record.